Didymodactylos carnosus is the source of this 1977-nucleotide messenger RNA. The record is from the annotation of a GenBank genome assembly. Lineage: Eukaryota; Metazoa; Rotifera; Eurotatoria; Philodinida; Philodinidae.
AUGUGUCUGGAACGAGACAGAAAACAACCAAGUGCAUGGUGUUUUGCCCUCGACAUUAGUAAAGCUUCAAAAUGGGAUUUUUAUGUUCUCUUUAUUUUAGAACAUAUUGUCUGUGAAGAUGAACUCAAAUAUGCAUUAUUAGCAAAUAAUUGUUUAUGUCCUGGAAUAUCGACAUUUGUAACACUCUUACUUCACACAUCAUUACGUGGUCGAGAAGGACAAGAUGCUAAAGAAUCGUGGCAAAAACUUUAUGGACGAUUAUCAGGCAAUCAAAUUUAUUCGAUAAAAGUGAAACAUAGUAAAUUUUUUAGUUCAUAUGUGGGACGACCAUUUGUUCAAGUAUCGCUUAAUUGUCAUAGAAAAUAUGGAAUUUGUUUGGUUGCUGUGCAAGAAGAUCGAUCCAAUACAACUAUCAUGUUAAAUCCAGGCAGUGAUUAUAUACUAAAAGAGACGGAUACAUGUUUUUAUAUGAGUAUUAUUAAAGAAGAAAAUUUUGAUUGGUCAAAUAUGACAACAAAAAAAACAUUUGCACUACCGACAGUUGAAGAGUUAUGCAAUUCUCUAAGACCAAAUGGACCCGAACUAGCACUCCGUCGAUUAGCAACCUUAAAAGGAUUGAAUACAAACGAUAAUUAUAAACAACGUACAUUUGAAGAAGAAAAACGAAAUUUAUUAAACGUCAAAUCAUUUCCGUUAAGAUCGACUGAUAAUCAAGAUUUAGAUCUGAUUGUUGGUUUUCCACAAAAUCCUCCUUAUAUUGGAAGUUUUCCUGCAUUAUGCAUGAUGCUAAGGAAACCAAUGCCCUUAUGUUGUCUGCAAUUAAUUCGAUCGUGUGAACAUGGAGAAUAUAGUCAAGCAUCUGAUUAUCAUUGGUCAAAUAGUUGUAUAAUUGUAUUUGCAAGUCAAGCUACCUCUGGUUUAUUCAAUUUUAUAUUACCAUUACGAUCUCAUAUGAGAACAAAAAUGUUUCUGAAACCCAUCGUCCUGCUUCUGGAAGAAAGACCAACAAAUGAAUUUUUGGAAACAGUUAAUUGCUUUCCUUUAGUCUAUUGGAUUCAAGGAUCAAUUACAAAUGUUGAUACGUUGCUAAAAGCCGGAAUUCUCGAAGCAGAAACUGUAGUAGUUGUUAAUAAAGAAAAUAAUGUACUUACUGAUGAAGAAUCAUUAAGUGAUUGCUCAACGAUCGUUGCCGUCCAGUCAAUGUUCAGAAUUUUUCCUGAUAAAACUGUUGUUGCUGAAUUAAGUAAAACGACAAAUAUGCGUUUCUUAAAAUUUCGUGCCAAAGAUACAUAUGCACUUAGUAUGGCACAAAAUGAAAAAGAAGAACAAGCAAAAGGCUCAACUAUGUCCUACAUCUUUCGAUUACCAUUUGCUUCUGGCAAUACACGAAAUGAAAUAAUGCGUAUGGUUAGACGACGAAUGGUUCAACUUGGUAUCACACAAAACUAUGAACAAAAACCUAUUGAUAAUGAAAAAUUUGCGUUUGUUCUCAUGAAUCCACCCGAUGAACUAACCUUACAAGCUGGAGAUGUUAUAUAUCUAUUAAAACCUGGUAGAGAGAUUCAAUUAGAAAUAAAUUCAGACAAUUUAUCACGAAUAUCUGAAAAUUCACAACUAUUACCGGAAGGCAGCACGGAUGUGAUAGACCAUCAAUUAGUUAUGGACGAUGAUAAAAGAGCAAUCGUUGAAUGGGAAUCAUCCACAACUAAUCAGCAACAACAGAUAAAAAAUGAUAUGUCAACAUAUUUUGAAUCAAAAGUGCGUGAAACAUGUUCAACACCAAUAAAAUGUAUCGAUUCAAUAAGUUCACAUGAUAUUUACAUACCUGGAAUUUUUCACCUGGAAUCAAAAGUGGAACAACAACAAAAACAAAUUCAAGAACAACGAGCGCAACAAGAACGGCGACAAGAAAGUCAGAAAAAACAACAGCAGAUAGAUGAUGUUGGACAGGGAGGUUGUGGGGAUGGCGAUUUUUAA